AGUGAAAUCUGCAAUUCAUUGGUACACGUAAUUGCUGAGAUGAUACACACUAAUGAAGCAAAGCCCCCAUAGCCCUUGGCUCGGAGAUUAUGUCAAAUGGCAUUAGAAAUCACUGGGAUUCCUUUGGGGCACUACACGUGCCUGAGAUAAACCCGCAGUAAAAUUAAACCCAGCUGUAGCAUGUUCCAUGACAGGGACAUCGCUGUUCUGGGCAGACUGCACACGAGCACAGCCCACGGCACGUGGUGCUCUCACUGAACGGCGCUUCCUGACCCAAAUUUUGAGCCCUCUGACUCUCGCCUGAGUUAGGCUAGAAGCUUGGCCACGGGUUUUUCUGCAGCCGGGCUGGGUAGAAGCUGAUCCUGCGGAAAGGAGCUUUAGAUUCCUUCUGAAUGUUGGAGUUUGCUUCUCUUUGCAGGCGGGCGGCGGGGCCGGUGCCGCAGAGCCGAGGAACCCCCGGGCAGCCGCUGACCCCCGCGCCCACCGCUGGAGACCCCCCUCCCCCCCCCUCCGACGGCCCCGUUUCUCGUCGCGGUGCUCGGAAGCCCCCGGUGCCAUGCUGGCCCCCCACCCGCCGAGGCUGAGGCGGCCGGUCCGGUGGGUGUUUGCCCCUCUCCUCCUUCUGCUGGCUGAGCCGGGCUCCGGCUGGCAACCCACCUACCAGUGGAGGGAUGCUGAGACGAACGAGAAGCUCACCUGCCAGCAGUGCCCGCCGGGGACCUUCGUGGCACAGCACUGCGCCAGGGACAGGCAGACGGUGUGCGAGCCCUGCCCGGAGCUGCACUACACGCAGUACUGGAACUACCUGGAGAAGUGCCGGUACUGCAACGUCAUCUGCGAGGAGAAGCAGGUGGAGGUGCAGCAGUGCAAUGCCACCCACAACAGAGUGUGCCAGUGCCAGGAGGGCUACUAUUCGGAGAUGGAGUUCUGCAUCAGGCACUCCGAGUGCCCUCCGGGCUCCGGCGUCGUGAAGGCGGGUACCCCCUUCGAGGACACCCAGUGCCGCAGAUGCCCCCGCGGCUUCUUCUCCUCCAGCUCCAGCACCGAGCUGUGCCAGCCGCACCAGGACUGUGCGCAGCAGGGGAAGGUGACCAACGUGCAGGGAAACGAGUACCACGACACCCUCUGCACCUCCUGCAGGGUGCACGGGAGGAGCAACAGCACCCAGGGGCCAGCUCCAGGAGACGAGGACUGCGAGCAAGCCAUGAUCGACUUUGUGGCGUACCAGAACAUUUCCCCGAAAAAGCUGAAGCGCCUGCAGCACAUCCUGGAGGGCUCGCUUAGGAAGCAGGUGUCAGAGAAAAAGGCGCUCAUCCAGGAGAAGUUCAGGGCCUUUCUCACCCACCUGAAGGAGGGGAACCCCGCAGUCACCAAGGAGCUGCUUGAGGCGCUGCGGGCCACCAAGCUGCAUGCGAUAGAGAGGGAGGUGCGGAAGCGCUUUCUCUCUCCUGGGAAGAACAUGGACUGAACUCUGAGGGUGGUUUUUUAAAAAUGUCUUCCUUUUUGUCGUUGUUUUUUACUGUGGCUUCAUUAAUUUAUUACUCUUUCAAAAAACUAACUUGAAAUGCAGCACAGAGCUGAGUGAGGGGCGAGCACAGCGCGGCCCCGCAGCCCUGUGAGGUGCCCCGGGGGGUCCCAGCUCAUCCGAAGACAAACACCACCAGGGUCAUGUUUCUGGAGGGAGAAGCCUGGUCCUCUCUUUUAGGCUACUCUCUGGCUUAGCUUUAAAGUGUGUGGUUUUGGUUUUGUGAUGUAAUUAUUUAACAGUAUUUCCCACAGAGGACUCGCUUUCGUCACGCUCUGAGAAAGCAGUUGGCUGCUUGAGGCGCAGGGGGUGGAAGAGACUCCUGAAGCCUGUGGUACAGCUGGCUUUUUGAAUUUAUUUCUGAACUACCUGGUUUUAUACUGUAUGUGAGAUGUUUUCUAAAGAAACAAACCAAAGAAGUUAUUUUAUUACAUGA
Cygnus atratus (black swan) is the source of this 1961-nucleotide messenger RNA. It is a transcript of the gene TNFRSF6B, whose product is annotated as TNF receptor superfamily member 6b. Gene Ontology annotation, molecular function: protein binding. The coding region runs from base 557 to 1468 and encodes 303 amino acids. Lineage: Eukaryota; Metazoa; Chordata; Aves; Anseriformes; Anatidae. The transcript is spliced from 5 exons. The record is from RefSeq and is a predicted model, not a curated record.